UUAUAAAAAAAGUGGAAAGUUAAUGAGAUGUUUUUAUUCUAGUUAAAUAGACACAGGAAUUGUUGAAUGUAUAUGUAGGUAUGAGUUUAUGUAUGUAACGUAUGCAUGUAUUACACAAGAAUGUUUAUAUUUUCGUUAUAGGUUAACACGGAUAAAUGUCGACCAAGAACCUGUCCAGAUAUCAAUAUGUUAAAACACUACAAACAAUCUUUGUCAAGUGUGGACAAUAUACAUGUAUAUGAUGUAUCAACCGGUUCACUAACACAGUUAUCACAGUCUAACGACGUAAAGGAUAAUUCGAAAAAUGUAUGUCCUUUGGAAAACACUAACAUAGAAAUAUCCAACACUAUUGUGAAGACAGUUCCAAACAUGUUGUCUGAAAACCAAGCACGUAUAACAUCAUGUUCAUCCUAUUUUGGUAGUAAAACUGCAAUGGAUAAGACAAUCAGUAUGCAGGAUGAUGUAACAGGAAUCACUGGAUUAUUCAGACUCCGUGAAUUAUCCAUGGACACCCCGGAACCGGUUAAACAACCUACAGUCAAUUAUGAAAACACAUAUAAAAUUGAACCAGAUUCAGGAAAACAUUUUGCCAUUUCUAACAUUGAACAGAUUGCUUUAGACAUCUUGCGGACCGAAAUAGGUGAUACCAAAUACGAUAAUAUACGGGCAGGACAUCUAACUAGAAUUGUCACAGAAAAGAUCAAAUAUAAAGUGAAAGAACUGAACCAGACGCGAUACAGAAUCGUAUGUCAAGUUUUGCUUACAGAGGUGUGCGCGCAAGGACUGCAGACAGCCAGUAGGUGUCUUUGGGAACAGAGUACCGACAACUACAACACUGCAACAUACCAAAACCAAACAAUCAGUGCAACCGUAAUGAUUUUUGGAAUCUAUUUGGAUUAGUUAAAUCGUGUCUUUCAUACACAGAUUCAUACAUUCACACAGGCGCAUGUAAAAGACAUACAUAUAUAACACAUCGAUGUUCCCCCAAGGAAAUGAAAUUUAGAAAUAACACGAUUUACGUUGUUUACGAUCACUAUACGAUAUUGUAUAUACUGGCGACGGAAAUGGUUACUUUGACAAUAAAAUUAUAUUACAUUUUAUACAAUUUGUACAUGUUUAUAGCAAUAUAGAAAUAAACUAUCAUAAUACAUGUAUGUUUCAUGUUAACGGCGGUAUAUUUGUUUUUAUUUUAUCAAUCCAAUUACAUCAGUGAAAUAUAUAUAUUCUUAGCCAUAAGUGUCGUGGUACAGAACUAUUAACAGUUUGUUUUAAGUAUAAGUCUCUUUAAAUUCACGAA
Messenger RNA from Ruditapes philippinarum (Manila clam), 1297 nucleotides. RefSeq names its product dynein light chain Tctex-type 5-like. The record is from RefSeq and is a predicted model, not a curated record. Gene Ontology annotation, biological process: microtubule-based movement. Lineage: Eukaryota; Metazoa; Mollusca; Bivalvia; Venerida; Veneridae. The transcript has a single exon. Bases 187 to 900 code for a protein of 237 amino acids. Gene Ontology annotation, molecular function: dynein intermediate chain binding. Gene Ontology annotation, cellular component: cytoplasm; cytoplasmic dynein complex.